Messenger RNA from Penaeus chinensis, 654 nucleotides. RefSeq names its product glutamate receptor ionotropic, kainate 1-like. The transcript has 4 exons. Lineage: Eukaryota; Metazoa; Arthropoda; Malacostraca; Decapoda; Penaeidae. The coding region runs from base 1 to 654 and encodes 217 amino acids. The record is from RefSeq and is a predicted model, not a curated record.
AUGUUCACGGAGGAGCAGCGAGAAGGACCCACGGAACUCGCCUUCAAGUACGCAGUCUAUCGUAUCAAUAAGGACUCGUCGCUUCUGUCCAAUACAACGCUUGUGUACGACAUUCAGUACGUGCCUAAGGAUGACUCGUUCCAUGCAUCCAAGAAGGCGUGCGAGCAGAUAUACUUCGGCGUGCAGGCGGUGUUCGGGCCGUCCGACCCCCUGCUCGGCUCGCACAUCCAGUCCAUCUGCGACGCCCUCGACAUCCCCCACCUGGAGGCGCGGCUGGACCUCGAGCCGGAGUUCAAGGAGUUCUCGAUCAACCUCCACCCUUCGCACGAGAUCCUCAACCGCGCGUUCCAGGACGUGAUGACUUUCCUCAACUGGACGAAGGUCGCCAUCAUCUACGAGGAGGACAUCGGCCUCAUCAAGCUCCAAGAACUGGUCAAGUCUCCGCCCAAGGAACACAUGGAGUUCCUCAUAAGACAGGGCUCCACCAGUAACUACCGGGAACUUCUAAAGGAGAUUAAGAACAAGGAGAUUUACAACAUCAUCGUCGACACAAAACCGGAGCACAUGAAUCAUUUCCUCAGAGGGGUUCCAUUUACUCGUAUCAACCAGGAUAAUUUUGAUAUCAACUUUGAAUACCUCUUGUUUUCAAUAUGA